Molecule: messenger RNA, 966 nt
Organism: Microthlaspi erraticum
Lineage: Eukaryota; Viridiplantae; Streptophyta; Magnoliopsida; Brassicales; Brassicaceae
Source: the annotation of a GenBank genome assembly
AUGUCGCAACUCUUAUCUUCACCUCCAAUGGCGGUCAGUCCCAAUCCCUCUAUCAGCCCUCGCUUUCUCUCUUUCUCUUCAGUACUCGUCGCCGGCGGUUUCCCCACGAAACGGCAUGGAAUCGCUUCUAAACCCACGACGGCGGUGAAGCUCUCGGUUAAGUCCCGACAGACGGAUUACUUCGAGAAGCAGAGGUUCGGCGACUCGUCUUCUUCGCCGUCAUAUUCCUCACAAAAUGCUGAAGGAUUGCCUGCUAGAUUCUACGUGGGUCACUCGAUAUACAAGGGUAAAGCUGCGCUAACAGUGGAGCCAAGAGCACCAGAGUUUGUGGCUUUAGACUCUGGAGCUUUCAAGUUGUCGAAAGACGGUUUUCUCUUGCUCCAGUUUGCUCCUUCAGCUGGUGUGCGUCAAUACGAUUGGAGCAAGAAACAGGUGUUCUCAUUGUCAGUUACAGAAAUUGGAACUCUGGUUAGCUUAGGGCCGAGGGAGUCUUGUGAAUUCUUCCAUGAUCCUAACAAGGGAAAAAGUGAUGAGGGAAAGGUGAGGAAAGUGUUGAAAGUUGAGCCUCUCCCAGAUGGUUCUGGUCACUUCUUCAACCUAAGUGUUCAAAACAAGCUGUUGAAUGUGGAUGAGAGCAUUUACAUACCAAUCACAAGAGCAGAGUUUGCUGUUCUCGUCUCUGCUUUCAACUUUGUCUUGCCUUACCUUAUAGGUUGGCAUGCAUUUGCAAACUCCAUCAAACCAGAAGACUCAAACCGUGAAAUCGAGAAUCGCCGACCUUAUUCUCGAAUCAAAUUCGGAACUUCUCCGAUCACCGGCGGUCAUCCGCCGCGACACAGAUGUUGGCUUGACGACUUUUUCUCGCCGCGAUCUUUGCAUCUUCCUUAUUUUCGCCGGCUUUUACUCAGCAACGAGAUCUGUUUCCACGGUAAAGGAGGAUGUCGACUCCAGCAAGGAAGAGGUUGA